UGCAAGGUAUGGUUGAUUGAUGCUCAAUUUCUCCAAAUUUGAUUCAAGAAUUGGAGGUAACUGUAUCUCUAAUUGAUUUUUUAAAACACCCUUUAUCGGCUUUUGGUGUUCUAUAAUCUUGAACAUGGACAUAUCAUUGCCGCUGGAUCAGUUACGGAACAGUUGUAGGUAUGCGGCUUUCUUGACAGACCCUCAUGUUCUGCAGGAAAGACUUGUCCUUUCUGGGAAUUGCUCCUUAUUCAGCAAGAAAAGGUAUAGAAAUGUGUUUUCUCAGAUUAGAGCUUCUCUUUCUGAACAUGGGUUUAUAAAGCCAAGACCCAUGAUGAAACCUUCCAAGAGGGAGGAAAAUUUAUGUGAAGAAACCAUUUCAAAAGUAAACCAAAUUGGGGAUCCAGGUUCAGGGAUUAGUGCUCAAAUAGAGAAGCUAGUUUUUCAUAAGAGGUAUCAUGAGGCUCUUGAUUUUUUUGAGCUGUUAGAGUGUGAAGGUGAUUGUCAGUUAGAUAGUAGCACGUAUGAUGCUUUGAUAACUGCCUGUAUUGGGUUAAGGUCGAUUAGAGGGGUUAAGCGGGUGCAUAAUCAUAUGGUUAGUUCUGGAUUGGUAUUAGACCAGUAUUUAUGGAACAGGGUUUUGUCUAUGCAUGUCAAAUGUAAGAUGAUGUUAGAUGCACGUAGCAUAUUUGAUGAUAUGCCUGAGAGGAACUCGAUUUCUUGGAAUACAAUGGUUGGAGGGCUAGUUGAUUUGGGGGAUUAUUUGGAGGCGUUUAGAUUGUUUUUUAUGAUGUGGGAAGAGAAUUCUGCUGCUGAUCCUCGGAUAUUUGCGACGAUGAUUCGAGCAUGUUCUGGAUUAGAGGUUAUUUCUUUGGGACAGCAAUUGCAUUCUUGUGCUUUGAAAAUGGGGGAAGGUGACAAUCGUUUUAUAUCUUGUGCUUUAAUUGAUAUGUAUAGCAAGUGCGGUAGCAUAGAGGAUGCUCAGUUUGUUUUUGAUAAUAUGCCAGAGAAGACCACAGUAGGAUGGAAUACGAUUAUUGCUGGUUACGCUCUCCAUGGCUAUAGUGAGGAGGCUUUAUGUUUGUACUAUGAGAUGCGAGAUGCUGGUGUCAAAAUGGAUCACUUCACAUUUUCAAUCAUUAUUAGAGUUUGCACGAGAUUAGCUUCACUGGAGCAUGCUAAACAAGCUCAUGCUGGGCUAGUUCGACAUGGAUUUGGAUUAGAUAUUGUUGCCAAUACAGCAUUAGUGGAUUUCUAUAUCAAAUGGGGGAGGAUAGAAGAUGCUCGUAAUGUUUUUGAGGGGAUGCCCCAAAAGAAUGUUAUUUCUUGGAAUGCCUUAAUUGGUGGAUAUGGUAAUCAUGGCCGAGGGAUUGAGGCUGUUGAACUAUUUGAGCGUAUGGUUCACGAAGGAAUGAUGCCCAAUCAUGUUACUUUUUUGGCUGUUUUAUCUGCAUGUCGCUAUUCAGGUUUAUCAGAUUAUGGGUGGGAAAUAUUUGAAUCAAUGAGUAGAGAUUACAAGGUGAAGCCUAGAGCAAUGCACUAUGCAUGUAUGAUUGAAUUGUUGGGUAGAGAAGGGCUUUUAGAUGAAGCUUUUGCGUUAAUCAGGGAUGCUCCUUUUAGGCCUACUAUAAAUAUGUGGGCAGCCUUACUGACAGCCUGUAGAGUCCACAAGAAUUUUGAGCUAGGAAAAUUUGCAGCUGAGAAACUUUAUGGAAUGGAACCAGAAAAACUCAGCAACUAUGUGAUGCUUUUGAAUAUCUAUAACAGCUCAGGCAAGCAAGAUGAAGCUGCUGCAGUUGUUCAAACAUUGAAGAGAAAAGGACUCAGAAUAAAGCCUGCAUGCACAUGGAUAGAAAUAAAGAAGCAACCACAUGUUUUCCUGUCUGGAGAUAAGUGCCAUGUGCAAACCAAGGAGAUAUAUGAAAAAGUGGACGAGCUUAUGCUGGAGAUCUCUAAGUAUGGCUAUGUUACGGGGGGGAAAACCUUACUACCCGACGUAGAUGAACAGGAACAAAAAUCACCACAUUAUCACAGUGAAAAGUUGGCAAUAUCUUUUGGGCUCAUAAGCACGUCUAGUUCAACCUCACUGCAACUUGUUCAGAGUCAUAGGAUUUGCAACAAUUGCCACAAUGCAAUUAAGUUGAUAGCCAUGAUUACUAAACGAGAAAUUGUUAUUAGGGAUGCCAGCAGGUUUCAUCGAUUCAAGAACGGCACUUGUUCUUGCGGUGACUACUGGUGAUUGAGUUUUAACCUACAUGUGAACCAUACUUUUGUAUGUAAUUCAAUUAUUUUACUGAUUCUUCUUUGUUGUUAUGAGUAUUUCAAAAUCAUAUGGAUAUAACUAUUGUUCUCUUUGGAGAUCAAUACAAUUUUUUAUAAUAAGAUCUUUCCUGAA
Messenger RNA from Solanum tuberosum (potato), 2383 nucleotides. Its product is annotated as pentatricopeptide repeat-containing protein At5g50390, chloroplastic. The transcript has a single exon. Gene Ontology annotation, biological process: RNA modification. Gene Ontology annotation, molecular function: protein binding; zinc ion binding; RNA binding. Bases 125 to 2227 code for a protein of 700 amino acids. NCBI's taxonomy places the organism in Eukaryota, Viridiplantae, Streptophyta, Magnoliopsida, Solanales, Solanaceae. The record is from RefSeq and is a predicted model, not a curated record.